GAGGAGGAAUCCUGACUGUCGAGUGAUUUCAUUGAGCAUUUUCUGUGGCAAGCGGUGAGGGAGGGGGCUGCAGGAAAGCGCAGAAGGGAAGCUUCUGGGAGGCUGCUGCCUUGUGAACCGCCGCUGCUCCCCAAAUUCCCUCUGUGGGGGUGAGCCUUUCGCCCUCUUCCUGAACAGCUGGCUUCGGAGUACAGGUGUGCGUUGUGGGUCCAGGUGCCCUGUCCGGCUUGGCCAGCUCUUCCUCCUGGCUCUGGGGAGGGGGCUGCUUUUGGAGCCUGGCUGCCGUGGUGAAGGUGCCUCUGCCUCCAUUCGUGGGCAACUCUUUCAGCGGCGGCUGCGUCUUGGAGCUCCAGGCCCCGCAAGCCAUGUUCCGGAUCAAGCUGGAGCCUUUAAAAAUGAGCGCCUGGGCUAUGAAUGUGUUUGUGAAGUUUCGGAAUAAAGAGUCUGCGGCAGCGGCCGGGACGGUCUCCACCACCAACAUGGGGAAGGACUACUACAAAGCGCUGGGGAUCCAGUCCGGAGCCAACGAAGACGAGAUCAAGAAGGCCUAUCGGAAGAUGGCCUUGAAGUACCACCCGGACAAGAACAAGGACCCCAACGCGGAGGAGAAGUUCAAGGAGAUCGCAGAGGCCUACGAUGUGCUGAGCGACCCCAAGAAACCCUCGACCAGCAGUCCUGGACAAGAUCCGUGCCCUGGGACCUCCGGGAACUCGAGACCUGACUCCCACCCUGGACCCUCGACCAGCAGUUCUGGACAAGAUCCGUGCCCUGGGACCUCCGGGAACUCCACACCUGACCCCCACCCUGGAUCCUCGACCAGCAGUCCUGGACAAGAUCCAUUCCUUGGGACCUCAAGGAACUCCACACCUGACCCCAGCCCUGGACCCUCCACCAGUCGUUCUGGACAAGAUCCGUGCCCUGGGACCUCCAGGAACUCCACACCUGACCCCCACCCUGGAUCCUCGACCAGCAGUCCUGGACAAGAUCCAUUCCUUGGGACCUUGAGGAACUCUACACCUGACCCCAGCCCUGGACCCUCGACCAGCAGUUCUGGACAAGAUCCGUGCCCUGGGACCUCCAGGAACUCCACACCUGACCCCCACCCUGGAUCCUCGACCAGCAGUCCUGGACAAGAUCCAUUCCUUGGGACCUUGAGGAACUCCACACCUGACCCCAGCCCUGGACCCUCGACCAGCAGUUCUGGACAAGAUCCGUGCCCUGGGACCUCAAGGAACUCCACACCUGACCCCAGCCCUGGACCCUCGACCAGCAGUUCUGGACAAGAUCCGUGCCCUGGGACCUCAAGGAACUCCACACCUGACCCCUACCCUGGACCCUCAACCAGCAGUUCUGGACAAGAUCCGUGCCCUGGGACCUCAAGGAACUCCACACCUGACCCCAGCCCUGGACCCUCGACCAGCAGUUCUGGACAAGAUCCGUGCCCUGGGACCUCAAGGAACUUCACACCUGACCCCCGCCCUGGACCCUCCACCAGCAGCUCCGGACUUAAGCUACACCCCAGACCAUCAAGAAGCUCCGGACACAAUCUACUGGGUGCUGGGCUGGAGAGGAGGCCACGUUCUGCAAUCCCCCUCAGCUCCUCAGCAUCUGGGAGCGACGCAGGAGUUUUGCUAGAGGAGGAGGAGCUUAUGUUGGCGGAGGAAGACACUCGCAGCCCUGGUGUUCCAAGGGGUUCCUGGGGGAACCUAAUUGGCCCCCCGCUCUUGCUGUGCCCCAUCCAUGGGCUCCCAGUGCUGCUUCCUUCCCCAUACCCCCUUCCUCCAGCCCAGUUCCAGCAGGGGCCACGCUUCCCCUGGCCAGAUCCUGCGUACCAGCUGCCGCUGCUUGGUGAGGCUUCCUGGGCCCCUGUCUCCAAUGCCAUGUCUCCCCAUUCGCAGUCCCCUCCUGCCUCCUGGGACCCCCUCAUGCAGCAGGCCCAGUCUGCCCCUUCCUCCACUCCCUUCCAGCAGCCCCCUGCCCAAGCCGUGCCGUUCAUCUCACAGCCUUUCGUGCCUCUGGAUUCCUUCCAUGCCCCGCCGGGGCACCAAGGGCACUUCCCACCCCCACCUCAUGCGCCAGCCCCCCAGGCCUUUCCGAACCAAGGGCACUUCCCACCCCCACCUCAUGCGCCAGCCCCCCAGGCCUUUCCAAACCCGUGGCCCCAGACCCCAUACCAUGCCCAGGACUUUCCCUGGGCCCAGGCCAGGUCAGGGCCAUUCUCACUCCACUCUCUCCCAUGGCAGGGCACUCCUGCAUCGCCCCUGGGCAUCAGAAUCGUCCUCCAGCCGGCUUCCGGGCCACGGAGCUUUCCUUCCGCAAUGGAAGCCUCUGCCACAGCCAUCCAAGCCAGAGAGCUUCCUGCCCCCGCCUGUCAAAGCACCCCACUUGCGUCCUCGCCCACCCUCCCUGGCAGGUCCUGAUCCUGACGGCGUUGAGGCACCGUCCUCUGCUGCUUCUCAGGCUCCGAAGCCCACGACCCAACCUGGGAGCCCCUCGUCAUCACCU
Molecule: messenger RNA, 2505 nt
Organism: Podarcis muralis (Common wall lizard)
Lineage: Eukaryota; Metazoa; Chordata; Lepidosauria; Squamata; Lacertidae
Source: RefSeq, a predicted model, not a curated record